AUGCAGCGUCGUACGGCCUUCAGGAUUUCCUACCAGGAACGUGGCGUCGCGCAUCGACGACGAGGAGCACAGAUUGUAGGAGAAGGUCGUGCGAAACAGUCUGAUGAUGCGUGGUAUCCGGCUUUGUGGCUGCCGAGUAUGGGAGGUGCAGAGGAGGAGGAGGAGGCGGUCGUGUGUGAGGAGGAGAAGAUGACGGGCGACGCGCGCACCGCCGCAUCGGUGCUCACUCACCAGCUGCUGCCCAUCGUCCCUGUCUCCGUCUCGCUCCUCCCGAUCGCCGACGGCCUCGUCUCCGACUGUCCGGUUCAGCUCUGUCCUCCUACCUACACAGCACAUCUACAUUCUCUGGUACUCAUGACGCGACAUGUCAACAUACGCCGGAACGAAUACAUCGAGAACCCCGUCGUCGGCCUCCCCGAAUGGCUGCACCGCCGGGUUUACUGGCCCCGUCAGGAGAUAUCCGCGACAUUUCUGUCAACCUGUCAACGCCCCACAACUUCACUCGCAACAUACACCAUGAUCCCUGUACACAUACCGUGCAUCUCGCCUACGAACGCCCAUACCUUUGCUCAUCGGCACCGUGCUGAGGUCUCCCGGCCUGUCCAGAUCGGUUUUAAGACGAUGGUUACCUGCGUAUCACGCCGCGCAGAAGCCGUUCCCGAACUACUCCGCCCGUCUAGGGAGAUGGCGCAAAGGAAGUUCCGAGGCCCGUCGAGAGGCGCGGGCGACGGCUGCAGGGACACGCUGUACCUUCGCAUUAGCACUAUCCUUCGCUUGACACUCGCAGGUGCCUCCGUCUUGAGUCGCCAGGCUCCCGACUCCUGCAGUCGUCUAUCGUUGACCGACGACCUCUUGCACCUACUCGCUUUCGAUUCCCCAGGAGUUCGACGAUGGCUCGGUCGAGAGGCCGAUGGACAAGAUCGUCGUGAUCAGCCCGUCUCUUCUAGUCCAAUUGUCUGCGACGCCGCAGUGCUUCUCUCACAACUGAAGAGUGCUUGUACGCAUCCGUGA
This is a messenger RNA of Rhodofomes roseus, 1011 nucleotides long. RefSeq lists its product as uncharacterized. The transcript has 7 exons. The coding region runs from base 1 to 1011 and encodes 336 amino acids. The record is from RefSeq and is a predicted model, not a curated record. Lineage: Eukaryota; Fungi; Basidiomycota; Agaricomycetes; Polyporales; Fomitopsidaceae.